AUUUUAUUUUUGCUAUAUGAUCGCAUUUGGAACUGUAUUUAAAUGCCUCUAAAACAUCUCCAAACUCAAAUUUCUAUUUUGACUCUCUGACUCAUAAAUAUUAAGAAAAUGGCUGAAUCUGAAUAUUCUUCGAGUGAAAAUGCAUCUAUGGACUCCGACUCCAUAGAGGAUCAAAGUAAACAAGAUUUGGAACUUCAAUUCUCAGAAGAUGAGGAAACACUAGUAAUCAGGAUGUUUAAUUUAGUUGGAGAAAGGUGGGGUUUGAUCGCUGGGAGAAUCCCUGGAAGAACAGCCGAGGAGAUUGAGAAAUAUUGGAACACAAGAUACUCAACAAGCCAGUGAAAAAACAUUCUGGGAAUUUUGCUCAAGUUUGGUGGUAGGCAGCAUGAUUAAUUAUGAUGUUAUUGUUAUAACAUAGGAAUGUUGAAUGUAGAUGUAAGUUGGCUGUGUUUCUCGUAUCCUAUCCAUCCCUUCUAUUCCAAUUUUAUUUCCCUCUAGUUUUUAUAAGAAAUUAGUGAAGGAAAAUUAUAUUUAUUUAA
Gossypium raimondii (Peruvian cotton) is the source of this 539-nucleotide messenger RNA. Its product is annotated as MYB-like transcription factor ETC1. Gene Ontology annotation, molecular function: transcription cis-regulatory region binding. Gene Ontology annotation, cellular component: nucleus. The record is from RefSeq and is a predicted model, not a curated record. NCBI's taxonomy places the organism in Eukaryota, Viridiplantae, Streptophyta, Magnoliopsida, Malvales, Malvaceae. The transcript has 3 exons. The coding region runs from base 109 to 342 and encodes 77 amino acids. Gene Ontology annotation, biological process: cell differentiation.